AUGUUGUGAAACUAGGAGGGAUCCUGGUGACUUUGUUGGCUGCUUGGUACUUGGGAUACUUACUUGCUGCUCUUUUACCCAAAGACGCAUUAACACCUAUGGUUAAUCUUCAAGACAUUGGAAGGAAACCAGUGUUGAGGGCCCCAGUCCCCAAAAGACAGAAAUGUGAUCACUGGUCUCCCUGCUUACCUGGGAGCUACACCUAUCGGAUUCUUAGUGGUGGUGGCAAAGGAAAGCUGGCCAAAAUUUGUUUUGAGGAUGAGCUGCUUAUAAGUGAAGAGAAGGGUAAUGUUGGAAGAGGUAUAAACAUUGCCAUUGUGAAUUAUAAAACAGGAAAAGUUAUCUCAGCAAAAUUUUUUGACAUGUGGGAAGGAGACCACUCAGGAGAGAUGAUGACUUUCAUUAAAAAUGCACCAGAAGAGUCCCUCCUUUUGAUGGUGACUCAUGAUGAUGGAAGCACCCGGUUGAAAAAUGACACCAAAAAGUCAGUAGAAGAGCUGGGAAGCAAAGAAAUAUGGAAUAUGAAGUUCAGGUCAAGUUGGGCCUUUAUAGCUGCCAAAGGCUUCAAACUCCCCGAUGACAUCCAAAAAGAAAAGAUAAACCACUCUGACAAGAAGAAGAACAGAUACAAUGGCUGGCCAGCUGAAAUCCAAAUAGAAGGCUGUAUCCCAAGAAACCUGAUCUGA
Messenger RNA from Nestor notabilis (Kea), 686 nucleotides. RefSeq names its product family with sequence similarity 3, member B (gene FAM3B). NCBI's taxonomy places the organism in Eukaryota, Metazoa, Chordata, Aves, Psittaciformes, Psittacidae. The annotation marks the transcript as partial. The transcript is spliced from 7 exons. The record is from RefSeq and is a predicted model, not a curated record.